GUAUAUUUCUUCAUUUUCAGGGUCGAAUAAUAUUCUUAAAUCAAUGAAUCCUCUCGCCAUUACCGCCUGUGUUCAAAUAAGCUUAUUCCGCCAUCUAAUUCUUGCUUAUUUAUUUUUAAAUCUUCUGGUACAGCUAGAGUAAAAUUUUAUUGGCCCCUUCUAUGCAUUAUUAUAGCAUUUGCUAAAUAUUGAACAUUUACAAUCAAUUCUUUACUUGCUAGUUUGGUUUCUAAUCUAUGCUCCCAACAUAAGAAAUAAAAGAAAUUUCGAGUUAGCAGAGUACUCGACGCCGCAGCCAUGGCGUUGGAGCGACGCACGCUGGGGGUGGUGGUGCUCGGCUUCGCCUUCAUGCUGAUCUUCACGUCCUUCCAGACGCAGGGAAAUAUGCAGCAAGUGGUGAUCGACAGCAUCCAGAAGGAGGACCCGAGCUUCACAGGCUCAGGCUACGUGUCCCUGGCCAUCAUCUACACCGUGGUUGCCAUCACCAACUGGUUUGCUCCAUCCUUCAUUGCCAUCCUGGGGCCUAAACUUACCAUGGUGGCCGGGGCCAUCCCUUACACUUUGUUCAUCGCGUCGUUCCUGUGGCCGCACACGUGGCUGCUGUACCUGGUGUCGGUGGUCGUGGGUCUCGGAGCUGCCCUCAUCUGGACCGGCCAGGGCAACUACCUCACCCUCAUGUCCGACGACGCCACCAUAACCAGGAACUCUGGCAUAUUUUGGUCUAUGCUGCAGUGCAGCAUGGUGUUCGGCAACAUCUUCGUGUUCGUGAAGUUCCGAGGCCAGGAAGUUAUAAGUGCCGACACCCGCUUCGUGGUCUUCAUUUCCCUGACGGCCGUGUCUGUGGCAGGGACUCUCGUGCUGCUCCUACUGCCCAAACCGGGAUCACAAUCAGGCAGAUCUGAUGCCACGAGUUCCCCUGCUAAAGAGCUUAUGAAAAGUUUUAAGCUUUUUGUUACCAAAGACAUGCUUCUGUUGUCCGUCACGUUCUUUUACACGGGCCUGGAGCUGAGUUUCUUCAGCGGGGUGUACAGCGCUUGCCUGAGUUUCACGCAACGUUUCCCUGACCCCAAGAUGUUGGUCGGACUCUCCGGCAUCUCAAUUGGAGUUGGAGAGAUCCUUGCCGGCGCUACGUUCGGGAUCUUCGGUAGCAAGACAAUCAAGUUCGGGCGGGACCCAAUUGUGUUGCUGGGUUUCCUGAUCCACAUGGUCUGCUUUUACCUCAUCUUCCUGAACCUCCCCAAGGACUCCCCCCUAGGCGACACUUAUGGACCUUCUAAAUUUUCUGACGGCCAGCCCAUAGUUUGGAUUGCGCUGCUAUGCAGCUUCUUGCUGGGUUUCGGCGACGCAUGUUUCAACACUCAAGUCUACUCGCUGCUGGGCUCCGUGUACUCUGACAACUCUGGCCCUGCUUUUGCCGUAUUCAAGUUCGUGCAGAGCUUCAGUGCCGCCUGCGGCUUCUUCUAUUCCACAUACAUCAGCCUGCACUGGCAUCUCGCCAUCUUGGUGAUUCUCUGCGCAGCAGGCACCUUGGCUUUCUGCGUGGUAGAAUGGAAAGCCUACCGCAGAGCAGUCGUCAAAGCUGCAGCUUCGAGCGGCAGCAAAAACGACAAAAAAGCCACUUAAAACUUAUUUUAUUUUCGUCUUCUUCCCCUCUAUUGCAGCUACG
Hyalella azteca is the source of this 1666-nucleotide messenger RNA. RefSeq names its product UNC93-like protein MFSD11. NCBI's taxonomy places the organism in Eukaryota, Metazoa, Arthropoda, Malacostraca, Amphipoda, Hyalellidae. The transcript is spliced from 8 exons. Bases 298 to 1623 code for a protein of 441 amino acids. The record is from RefSeq and is a predicted model, not a curated record.